UGUGCUGUGUUACUGAUGUCAUUACGCUCACACACACUCCCACGUGGGUUUAGUAUUAGCUUCUCAGGCAGCAAUGGAGGAAUCCCUGCUCAUAGGACUAAGUGACGGUGCUAUCGAUGAGAAGAAAGACACUCAUUAUUACACUAAUAAAAUCGGAGGAUGUCCGGACCUUGUACCUGGUGUAUCUAAUCCACAUAACCAGUGCCAGCUUUGUGGCAGGUUCCUUGGUCAUGUCGUUCAGGUAUACUGCCCCCUUGCGGUUUCUCUGUAUCACCGCACCAUUAAUGUGUUUGCCUGCACUUCUCCUGAGUGUCACGGCAAGCUGGGAAGCUGGAAAGCACUCCGGUCACAGUGUUUGGAGUCUGAGACAAAACAGCCUUCUGUGUGUCAGAGCUCUAUGACAACAUCAUUUUCCACUACAGACUGGUGUGAUGAUGCUGAUGACUGGGGAAUGGACUCUGAGAAGAAUGUGGGCAGUGGACAGACUGGUACAGCUCAGUCAGAGAUAGGUAACUUUACAGAGAGCCUGGAUGUCAGCACCAGACUUCAAGAACUUUGUAUCAGCAGGUCAGCAGGUGUUAAGGAUGCUGAAUCACCUACAGAUAUUCCCACCUUUCAGUCGUUUUAUAUCAGUGUGGUGGAGGAGACGGAUCUUGUGGGCCAAAAAGACCUGGAGCAUGCCAACAAACUGCUAAAGGAGUAUGAGGAGAGGGAGGGCGUAGCUGUCGGGGAGAUUGCAUGCAGUGAAAGUGAAGGCAGGGAGGAGGCAUAUGAAAAAUCCAACGCCAAACAUGGCGAUGCAGUCUUCUCCAGUUUUAUGAAGAGGAUUUCCCUCUGUCCAGAACAAGUACUUCGGUACAGUUGGAGUGGGACGCCAUUAUUUAUAAUGGAGCCUCCUUCAAAUGUAAAUCAGAUGGUGCCUCCUUGCGCACAAUGUGGCAGUCCUAGAGUGUUUGAAUUUCAAUUAAUGCCAGCACUGGUCAGUUUGCUCCGGAGUGCACGUCUAAGUUUAGUAACAAACUGCUUGCAUUUUACAAACUUUGGCAUUUCCCUUUCAAGAGCUUGCAGUUGAGUUUGGAACUGUUAUGAUUUAUACUUGCAGAGACAGUUGUUGGACAUCUGGAUCGAGCAGUCCUAUCGAGGAAUUCUACAUUGUACAAACUGAUCCUGAUCAAAAGCUCUUUAAAUGAUAAUAGUACUAGUUUCUGAGAGUAAUAAAUCAAAAUUAACACAC
Molecule: messenger RNA, 1234 nt
Organism: Clarias gariepinus (North African catfish)
Lineage: Eukaryota; Metazoa; Chordata; Actinopteri; Siluriformes; Clariidae
Gene: pdcd2l
Product: programmed cell death 2-like
Exons: 7
Coding region: 74-1072 (332 amino acids)
Cellular component (GO): cytoplasm
Source: RefSeq, a predicted model, not a curated record